This is a messenger RNA of Phytophthora infestans T30-4, 1476 nucleotides long. RefSeq lists its product as uncharacterized. The transcript has a single exon. The coding region runs from base 1 to 1476 and encodes 491 amino acids. The record is from RefSeq and is a predicted model, not a curated record. Lineage: Eukaryota; Oomycota; Peronosporomycetes; Peronosporales; Peronosporaceae.
AUGGCAUCACCUGCUCCGCCACCACGGCGCUCUCGCCGCAACCUGACGUACGGGGAGAAGCUGGUGAUCAUCCAGAAGAAGGAGGAAGAGCCCGCAUGGACGCAGCGCAACCUGGCGCUCUGGGCCAAGGAAGCGUUCCGCCUGGAGAGCAAGCCCACACAAGCCACUAUCUCCAACCUGCUACGCGACAAAGACAAGCUGUUGAGCGCUGUGGUGCCGCCUGGGUUCCGCUCUGCACGGAAAGUGAAAUACCCGGAACUAGAUCAGAUGGUGCUGCACUGGGUACAUGCGGAACUGGAGCGCGGCGAGUGCAUGACGCGCUCGUCUGUGCAGACCAAGGCUGUGGAAAUUGCCCAGGAGAUGCAGCUACCUUCGGACCUGAGCUUCUCUAAGGGCUGGGUCAGCAGUUUUAUGAGCAGGCACCAACUGAAUUUCUCCAAGAAGAUUAGGGAGCAGGGAACGCCCCGCCAGAACAUGCUGGCGGUGACGACAGAGGCGAUCAAUAGGACGGGGCAGGUGCGGGUGCAGCAGGUACAUGAGGAGACAGAUGAAGAAGAAGAGGAAGUAGCUGAAGAGACGGAGGAAGUCGAGGUGGAUAACGCAGUGGAGGUAGAGGAGGAGCAGACUGAGCAAGUACAGGAGAGUAGUCGGGAGACGUCCAUUGCAGAGGACGAUUAUUCAGCGCCGAGACAGACUGUGAAGCGACGACGGAUGGAUAGCGGUGGUGAUAGUGCUUGGCUGUCAAGGGAAGAGGAGGAACGGGCGAUGAAGGAAUUGUUGCUGGAUUGGAUUGCGGUUCCUGGCAGUUAUUCAAGAUGGUGGUUUUUAAAGAGUGACGAGGAGAAGGAGCCGCUGUGUGACGAGAUUAAACUGUUCUUGCGCUCGCACGGACUGCAUAAUGUGGGCAGUGUAGACAUUCGACAGCAGCUCACAGCAUUCGUGGCGACGUUCCAGGCGGCGCAGAAGUGGUUAAGGCAGGCGAGAGUGGACUAUCCGCUUAAUGUUGCGGAAAUGACGUUGGAGCAGGAGGAGGUUAAAAGCCACGUACUGCAAAUGUGUCCGUACUACGAGAGGCUGGUAUCAGUGCUUGCUCCUUACGUGAACUAUGACGAUAGCAGUGCGAGUGUGGCGCAGAGUGCUGAUACUCCGGCAACAGCAACGCUCAAAUCUGCAACACCUUCGAAUAGUAAUAGUACGCCACGUAUUCAAACAAACGAUACGACUGUCGCCGCUAAUAGUCCGGCAAAGCCAGCCAAGAUUUCACAGAGGCAGAGCACCGAGUCCAAUACUGAAGACAACAGCGACGACGAGACCAAGGCGCAGAAGCGGCAUUUGUUCAAGUUGGAGUGUGCGCGACUCCAAUCCGAGAUCGAGACUAGGAAUGUUCAACUGGUAGUGGAGAAAACUUUGGCACGAAAGAAACUGCUGGACGCAGGCAUCUCUCCUGAGGAGGUGGACAGGAUUUUCCCCUUGUGA